Messenger RNA from Aspergillus versicolor CBS 583.65, 2004 nucleotides. RefSeq lists its product as uncharacterized. The transcript has 4 exons. Gene Ontology annotation, molecular function: arylformamidase activity. The coding region runs from base 1 to 2004 and encodes 667 amino acids. Lineage: Eukaryota; Fungi; Ascomycota; Eurotiomycetes; Eurotiales; Aspergillaceae. The record is from RefSeq and is a predicted model, not a curated record.
AUGGCUACUUUUGACCUUCCUGAGAAAUUCGAUGACCUCCCCAAUAAACUCCAGUACUGGCCCGCUCCGCCAGGCUCGCCCGAAGAGGGCCUUGGUAUGCUCCGCAUCCUAACCCCAGACAUUGUUGCCAACGCAGCCCGAACACAAAUCCAAACAGGCGAGCGCGUAUGUCUACAAUGGGGAAUCGAGAACCUAAACCCGCCAGAGUAUCCAGGGUUUGGCCGCAAACCCUUUGAGCACAAAGUAAAAUGGGUCGCGGAGGGCGUAGCCUUCGACGACGAAUACCACUUCAACCCGCAGCAGUCAUCUCAAUGGGACGGUUUUCGUCACCAUAAUGGCCCCGCGCCAACGGCCGAAGACCCCAACCGCCGCCUCUUUUACGGCGGAACAACCGCAGAGGAGAUCCAGGACCCCGCAAACCCGCGUAUCGGAAUCGGGUACUGGGCGACGAAGGGCAUAGCAGGGCGCGGUGUCCUAAUCGAUUUCGUCUCGUGGGCUGAGAAGAAGGGGAUCCCUAUCAACGCGCUAUCGCAACAGGAAAUCUCGCUGGACACGGUACUCGAGAUCGCACGCGACUGCAAGAUCGAGUUUCAGCGCGGCGACAUCUUCUUCCUCCGCGUGGGACUACCGCAGACCUGGGCAGCUAUGGAUAAUAGCCAGAGGAAGGUGUAUAGCCAGCAAGCGAUGCCGAAGCAUGCGGGUAUUGAGCAGAGCGAGCGUGUGCUGCGGUUUUUCUGGGAUAACCACUUUGCGGCGGUUGCGUCAGACGCGGUGAGCUUUGAGGUGUUCCCGCCCCGCAAUCCGGAAUUUGAUCUUCAUCAUCAUAUGCUGGCGGGGUGGGGGGUGCCGAUUGGCGAGAUGUUCGAUCUGGAUGGCCUGGCGGACAUGUGCAGGGCGCAUGGACGGUGGACUUUUUUUAUCUCGAGUAGCCCGUUGAAUUGUGCCAGGGGGAUGGUAGAGCUAGACAUAAUGGCUGCGCUAAGCAUAGAGAACGCCCGCGCGCUUCUCACGGCGCUCGUUUCCUGGAGAACCCUCGCCCUGCUCCUCGCAAUCCUCAAUCUCAAGAACCUCCCCUUUGCCUGGCACGCCCGUAUAGCCCGGCACCUCCUCACCAACGUCCGCUGGCGCCCCGACUACCCAUUCUUCCCCAAGGGCAAACCCCUCACCACCUCAUCCGGCAAACCCACCCACCCAGUGUUCGUUCCCUACAGCAUUACAACCAGCACCCCGCUGCUAGAGACAGACUACAACCUCCACAAAUCCAACAGCACCUACUUCACAGACCUCGAUGUCUCGCGCACCGCCCUCGUAACCCGCAUCUACAGCCCCGGCGUGGGCCUACUAAGCAAAGAACUCGACAGCGAAUUCGCCGCCGCCGCCCAGAAAGAGGGCAAGCCCAUCCCGCCGCGGAAAUCAAUCUACAUCGCCCUCGGGUCCGUCUUUUGCAGCUUCAAGCGCGAGAUCAAGCCGUAUACCAAGUUCGAGGUCGAGUCGCGCGUGCUGGGCUGGGACCAGAAAUGGAUGUACGUGCUGAGUUUCUUCCUCAAGCCUGCGGGUAAGAGGGGCGGGAAGAGGACGCUCUAUGCGACGGCGGUUAGCAAGUAUGUUGUCAAGAAGGGCCGGUUGACGAUUGCGCCGGAGAGGGCGUUGCGGAAGAGUGGGUUUUUGCCGGAGCGGCCGGAGGGUGCUGCUCCUCCUCCUACUACUACUGCUGCCCCAACCUCGUCAGAGUCGGCGGAUGCAUCGGGGACUGGGACGCCAUCUGGGAUUACGGCGGCGGCGAGUGGUGUGGAUGGGUCGUUUGUGCGAGAGGUGCUGAAGUUGCAGGAUAGCCAGAUCCCUGAGGUUGGGAAGCUGGAGGCGGAGAAGGAGGCGAAUGCCUCGUCCUGGGACGGCGACGAGUGGAGCUGGGAGCGCAUCGAAGAGGAACGGGCACGCGGCAUGGCGGUGCUCGAUGGGUUCUGUGAUUUAGAUACGAAGCUGUUUGGCGAGUGGGAGGAGUAG